AGUUUGACGUUGCUAACUUAUAGGUAAAUAGAUAAGGCGGUGUCUAGCUGACAGGGCCGCCAUGAUAAAGAAAACUCGGUGGAAUAUUAUUACAGCUAAAAUGUAUGUCGGACAUAUAUUGGCAGUAUGCGCGGUUACUAGCCUUGUCGUCCAGGCUCAGAAUCUGUGUAACAGUACGGCAUGUGUUCUUCCUAACUGUCGGUGUUUCUCGGACCGUAGUAUACCGGGCUACAUUUCACCGUUUCAAACUCCUCAAAUCGUGACUCUAACGUUGCAGAACAAUCUCAAUUCCGCUAUCAAGCCUCUGUACGAUUCUUUGUUAAAUUUCCGAAAUCCAAACAACUGUACCAUACGGGUAUCGUUUUAUAUCGAAGACAAAGGGACGGAUUACAGCAUAGUGUCCAAGUAUGCCAGUCAGGGGCACGAAAUCGGGAUACACUCCGUCAAUGACACGGUUCCCCAGAACUCUUCUGACUGGAUCAACAUGUUAAAAUACAUGAAGAUUAAACUAGGUGUUUCCGGAAUUCCUGCCAACACUGUCGUCGGUGUGCGGGCCCCUUUCCUGUCAUUCGGAGGGACAGACGAAUACAUAGGCAUAGCGAAUAAUGGUAUGAUGUACGACUCCAGCUGUGUGACGUCAAAUUAUGUGACCCCCGGGACCUUAAAGUGGCCCUUUACCUACGAUUACGACUACGGGCUAUUCAAGUGCAACAUUGGAAAGAGUGUUUACCAAGCAUUUCCCGGACAAUGGCAGGUGAUGCUGGCCGCCUAUAAGUAUAACGGUACCGUAUGUGCUGUACCGGACGCCUGCCCAAACGUGAAAACAGAAGGUCAAGCGUUUGACAUCCUAAACGAGGCGUUCUUGGACCAUUACCUUGGGGACAGAGCUCCGUACACUAUGGUCAUUACCCCGGAAUGGAUGGUCACCGACUACAAAAAGGCCGGACUGAUUCAGUUCCUCACCAAUAUCACGGCACACCAUGAUGUCUGGCUAGUGUCACAGAUGCAGGCCUUAGAGUGGGUCCAGCACCCGACACCAUUGGCAAACAUCAUGGACUUUGCGCCAUGGAAGUGUUGAUGGGGUCCACCCGGAACACUGAGCUCAGUCUUUUCGUUUGGAAGAAGGCCCGACAUGUAUGACUGUGCGCGUGAAUUUUCGACGGUUUGAUAGUCUUUUACAUGACAACUUAACAAGUUUGAA
Messenger RNA from Mizuhopecten yessoensis (Yesso scallop), 1201 nucleotides. RefSeq lists its product as uncharacterized. Gene Ontology annotation, biological process: carbohydrate metabolic process. Bases 62 to 1078 code for a protein of 338 amino acids. Lineage: Eukaryota; Metazoa; Mollusca; Bivalvia; Pectinida; Pectinidae. The record is from RefSeq and is a predicted model, not a curated record. The transcript has 6 exons.